AUGGGGACUACACGGACUACACACAAUCACUUUUUGGAUGGCGAACCAAGUCCCUUGUCCUCUCCGGUAGAAUGCUCUAUCUCAACAUCACCGGAGUCUGACCCUUACGGGGCAGGCCUCGAUGAAAGAUGUUCCCUGCCUGAUUAUGACCCUCUCCCAAGAUCUCCUUUACUGGAGAAUGAACAUGGAAUGGGGCCGUCUGGGUUGGAUCGGAUACGGCAACAAUUCCCCUCGCGAGUCAUGACCCUUCCGAACGUAUCAGCCUCGUCACUUGUCCCUUCGAAUUCGAAUUCGCAACAUCGUUCGCCUUCUCCACGCUCUAGCUCCACGUCGAGAGCCCACUCCACUCGUGCAAUGUCAUUCGAAAGUUCGGCCACGUUGGAGAACCUCCAUCGGUUUCCCUGCGAGUCGCUACACUCGUUCUCCUUUGCAAAGCAACCGGAGGAGCUUCUCCAUACCCGUCAGAAUAUCCUGAAACGGUCGAUCGAUUUUAUGCGCGGCCGCUUUGGCAGGUCCGUUAGCGGUGCGCAGACUGGCACGUGCGGGGAUACAGAGGGACAAUGUACGGUGGAUUCUUUCAUGUCACAAUCGGAUGUCUUGGGGGAAAGUGAGGAUUAUUCUGACACUGCUGGUUUAGCUCUCGGCCCAAUGACCGGGCCUCCGGACGUGAGCGGCAACAUAUUCGAGAAGGCUUUCAUGGACUAUGGAAACCCUCCGGAAGCGACUCAAAGCCAUGCAGCAAAUCAUAAGGUGACCCCAGAGAUGAGCCAUCCGUUGAGUCCGCUGCCGAAAGACCAUGUACCGCACCAAAAGAGGGACCCAAAGGCCGACGAUCCCUUGUCCAGGCACGUAAAACGUACAUAUACGGACGGUAGCUCUGCUGGUCCCCAGAGCAAGCCGAUGGAAACUUUAGCCCAAUCCACCACGGAUCCCAUGUCAGGGUCCGUCGGCUCCUCGAGUCUUGGUUUGGGAUUUCCAGUUCCGGCGUUGCAUACCCACAGCAGCAAAUGGAAUCCGGUCUCCCAGGCUGUCUUCCGGACUGACGCGCAGGCGCCAUGGACUAUAUUGGCUGCUAAUGAUCUCUCGUGUCUUGUAUUCGGUGUCACCCAAGCGGAACUCCGCAAGCUAAGUAUACUAGAAGUCGUACAAAAGGAUCGGCGGCAGUGGCUUGAGUCCAAGUUGGGAGAGCCUCGCACUGACGCUGCAGCAAAUCUUCGUUCUUCUUCCCCUACCUCGUCCGAUAGGACUCGUAUCAACCAGGUAAACUCCAAGUUCGUGGGAUCUGGUAAUGGCUCAACUGCCAAGCUGUUCAGUAAACCACCAUCCUCAAGAGGCGUAAGGAGAUCCCAGACGGACAACGGAUUCGGCUCCAGCACCCGCAUUCCUAGGGAUCCCUAUCAUCCAGCGACGAAAUCCCGCGGUGUUCUGCUAUGCGGCGAUGUGGUGCCCAUCCGGAAACGCAAUGGUACUCAGGGCUCAGCCAGCAUCUGGGUUAUGGAGAAGCGCGGGGGCUUGAUAUGGGUUCUGGAGGAGAUUACGGAGAACACCGCUUAUGUGGAUUGCGAUUCGUCAUGGAACGUCACAACUGCCCAAGGAGAUACGGAUAAGAUCUGGGGCCCUGAAGUGGUCCAACCCGGCAAACGGAUUGCAGAACUUCUUCCGCGUCUUCCCCAGGAAUGCCUCCAGGCGGCCACUGACCAGGCCAUAGCCAAGAUUUCCGAGCUGAAGUACUUUGCCGCCCGCAAUGCCGCCGGGUUCUGUAGUCCUGUGACUGUUGACAAGACGGACAACAGCGCACAGCGUCGUCUCCGGAUAUCUAGUUUUCCUCAUGUUGCUGGUAUGAUGGUGCUCUCUGCGUCGACAUUGAAGGUGAUCAGCUCGAAUUCGGUCUUCUCGGCUGCGUUGUUUGGUCAGGAACGUCCAGAAGGACUGCAUGUCACCGAUUUGCUUCCGGGGUUCGACCGCCUUUUGGACGUACUUAAUGAAGAGGACGAUGGGCCGUUGAUGGAUGGCAUGGUGAUUCCUGAACAGAGUCUCCGCAGGGCAAGGACGCUCGCUGCUUUACGGGAUGAGAAGACCAACGUGGCCUCGGUGUUUCUCGAGCCGGCUGGGCUAACCGCAACUCAUCGCGAUGGUUCGACUAUGGCAGUGGACGUGCAGUUGCGAGUCGUGAAGAGCGAGACGAUCUUUUCCAAGGAUGAGCAAGAGAAGAAGGUCAAUCAACAUGAUGGUAGUGAUGAUUCUGAUGCCGAGAGCGAUGACACGGUGGCUGCGACUGAACUUCUUUAUGCGUUAUGGGUGACCUAUUCGCGACAGGUCCAUUCGAUUGGUCCAGCGUCGAGUUUGCGGUCGUCCAAAGAACCAUCUCGCAAUACUACACCAGUCGUCGUGCCGGGGCCUACUGCCGCGACGACUACUCAGCCUGAGCCCUUGGGGACCAGUGAAAAGUCAUCGGUCGAGACGCAACUACCGUCGUCAACGCUUAGCCAACAGCUUCACGAGGCUGCAUCUGAGCCGCUCAAUGACAAGCCUGUCCAGCCCGUGAUCGAAGUGAAGUCGAAUGUCCCUGCUACAAAGGACAUCCCCGAGAAAAGGACAAUUGCGGACUAUAUGAUCCUCGAGGAGAUGGGCCAGGGUGCUUAUGGAGAAGUCAAGCUUACGUGUUUGAAGAAGAACCCGUCGAAGCGAGUUGUAUUGAAAUACGUCACGAAGAAGCGCAUUCUCGUCGACACAUGGACACGAGACCGGAAAUUGGGCACGGUUCCAUUGGAAAUUCAUGUGCUGGAUUUCCUCCGCCGCGAUGGUCUUCGACACCCUAACAUUGUGGAGAUGGAGGGAUUCUUCGAGGACGACAUCAAUUAUUAUAUCGAGAUGAAGCCACAUGGUCUGCCUGGAAUGGACCUGUUCGACUACAUUGAACUCAAGGCCAAUAUGGAUGAGACGGAGUGCCGCAACAUCUUCCGACAAGUGGUGGAUGCCAUUCAUCAUCUGCAUAUCAAGGCGCGCGUGGUGCACCGCGAUAUCAAGGAUGAAAACGUGAUCCUCGACGGCGAAGGAAGAAUCAAACUGAUUGACUUUGGAAGUGCCGCGUAUAUCAAGAAUGGACCCUUCGACGUCUUCGUGGGGACCAUCGACUACGCAGCCCCCGAAGUCCUUCAGGGCAAAUCCUACGGAGGAAAAGAGCAGGAUGUUUGGGCCCUUGGUAUCCUUUUGUAUACCAUUGUGUACAAGGAGAACCCAUUCUACAACAUUGACGAGAUCCUGGACCAUCCUCUUCGAAUUCCUUAUCUGCCAUUCUCGGAGGAUUGUAUCGAUUUGAUUCGGAAGAUGCUCGAUCGCGAUGUCGACAAUCGGUAUACCAUUACCGAGGUUAUGGAGCAUCCGUGGAUGGCCAGCGGUUGA
Molecule: messenger RNA, 3402 nt
Organism: Aspergillus glaucus CBS 516.65
Lineage: Eukaryota; Fungi; Ascomycota; Eurotiomycetes; Eurotiales; Aspergillaceae
Product: serine/threonine-protein kinase
Exons: 3
Coding region: 1-3402 (1133 amino acids)
Biological process (GO): protein phosphorylation; negative regulation of glycogen biosynthetic process; intracellular signal transduction
Cellular component (GO): cytosol; cytoplasm; nucleus
Molecular function (GO): ATP binding; protein serine/threonine kinase activity
Source: RefSeq, a predicted model, not a curated record